ACGUCAUCGGUGGAAAACCAAGCUAGCUCGGUCCGCACUCGUCUCGGUCUCGUGAGGUGUUCGCCACACACACUAGUCCGCACUCGUCCGGCGGAGAAAAAAACCUAAAACGGUCGAUUGUAAAAUGAUCUGCUAAUAUUAUUCCAAAACGUUAACGAAUAGAGGUUUUGGUAAAGGGCCUAAUGGAUUAAUGCAGCUGGCCAAGUGAACUCGACUGUCCGGUUUAAUUCUUACAUGUUUUUCAAGGCAACGGUUUCUCCUGUAUCUGUUCUCCGCUAAAAUUUAACUACCGACUGCAAUUAAAGGGUCCGUUAAUCCGUAAAGAGCAGCACCAACAGAACCAAGUGAAAAUGAUUGUACGCCGCCGAUCCCGACGCGCCCGCUUGUGGAACAUGGGGCUGCUGUUCCUAAUCUACUACUGCGUCAGCAUAUACUCCGCUAAAGGGGAUACCAGAGAGGGACAGCCCCUACCGCUAGAUGUGGGCAGUUUGGCCGAGGACGCCGGCGACGCAGAGACCAACGGAGAGGAUACUGCAGAGGGGAACACAGAGGCUAGCUCUGUCCUGCAAACCACACCGGCGUUUGAGGCCGUGGCGACCACGCAAUCCACUCCCAUACAUGGCGCCGUUCCCACCUGGCGUCCCAAACGGGAUAACUGCACGCCCCCGGCCAUCGAACAGUUCCCAGAGCCGCUGAUGAACAAGUGGGCGCGCCAGCACGGUGGCCUCAUCCUGCACAUCCUAGUUGCCGUCUUCACCUUUUUCGGCCUGGCAAUAGUGUGUGACGAGUACUUUGUGGCCAGUCUGGAUCGUUUGUGCGAGGAGCUAAAGCUUUCGCCAGAUGUUGCGGGAGCCACUUUUAUGGCUGCCGGAAGCUCGGCACCUGAGUUGGCCACUGUAGUAAUAGGAGUGUUUUUUGCCAAGGACGACAUCGGCAUUAGCGGAGUCAUUGGAUCAGCCGUGUUUAAUAUCAUGUUCGUAAUCUCCGUCUGCGCUCUGUGCUCGGGCACCGUCUGCCAACUGAACUGGUGGCCCCUGGUACGAGACUGCUUCUUUUACUGUGUCUCUAUCCUGGUUAUGCUGAUAAUCAUCUUCAACGACGUCAUAUCCUGCUUUGAGUCAGUGGUGAUGCUUCUCUGCUACGUAGGAUACUGUGUGGCCCUCCACUUUAACACAGAACUGGAACGUUGGGCGCUGGGUUUAAACUUACCCUUCAAACUUCCCAGCAAGGAGGAACAGUCGGCGCUGGUGACCUACAAGAACGUGCCCGAGAGCUCCUACACCCAAGAAAGUGCUGCCCAGGGACAGCAAGCCCCGAAAGACAGCGAGGACAGAAGUGCGGAGCCGCAGAACGACUACCAGAACUACAGUGAUCCCAAUGCCAGCUGGGACCCGAACGCCGCCUGGGGAGAGGAGGGCCAGAGCCAGCCGAAACCAGUGGCCAAUCUACCGACGGUUGACGACUGGGGCAUGGGCCAGAUAGGCCAGGAGAAUAUGGGCUACCACGCCGACCAGCCGGAGUCCGUCAUCACUGGAGAGGCAGCAUCGGCGGCGAAGGCCACCAAGGGUGGUGGGCAGGUGAUGCCCACUCAGGCCGCCUCGGCCGGAGUCGCCGACUAUUACAAGUCCACGGACAAGCAGCGGGAGCCACGUCGCGAUCCUCUACUCCGGCCAACGGAGGGUGGCCUGCCAGCCCUGGUUGCCUGGUACGUGGUCUACCCGAUUCACUUCCUCUGCAAGAAGACAAUGCCCGACUGCAGACAGGAACAGUAUCGCAACUGGUACCCAUUUACUUUCCUGAUGUCGAUGGUGUGGAUAUCGUUCUACUCCUACUUCAUGGUGUGGAUGAUCACCGUUAUAGGAUCCACGUUGGCCAUUCCGGACACCGUGAUGGGUCUGACGUUUGUGGCCGCUGGCGUGUCCGUCCCGGAUGCCCUAAGCUCAAUAGCCGUUAUCAAAGAGGGCUUCGGCGACAUGGCCGUGUCGAACGCAAUUGGCUCGAAUGUCUUUGAUAUACUAGUGUGCUUAGGUCUUCCCUGGUUCAUACAAACGGCCAUUAUAAAGCCCGGCUCGCACGUCAACGUAAUAUCCAAGGGACUAGCAUACUCCACGCUGUCACUCUUCUCCACCGUUGUCUUCUUGAUCCUUUCGACGCAUCUGAACGGCUGGAAGCUGGACAAGCGCCUGGGAAUUAUACUUAUGGUCUGGUACUUAUUCUUCAUUACGCUUGCGUCGCUCUACGAAUUGAAUGUCUUUGGCUACAUGAACCCACCCGAGUGCCCCAGCACAUACUAGAAACCCGACGAUGUCAACAACGCACGUAUAUUCGCAUUACCAGCACCAAGUACCAUAUACAUAUGGACAUGCAUGUAGAGUUAUUCAUAGCCACAGCUAAAACAAAACCAAAAACACUGCAAGAGCUCGAAAGGAAGAAGAAUAGGGAGGAACAUUUACCUAUGGUUAAUUAGAGGACAAAUUUAAUACUCAGAAAGCGUUUUACAUGGAUUUUUACAUUGCACCAAAAGAAAAAAAGAAAGAUAAACCAAAAAUAUUAUAUAAAUGUAAAUGUAUACUAUUUAUUAAUAUGUAUUUAAAUGAUACCUAGACAUCUAUCAACGUAUGUAAGGGAGAUUCUUUCUAAAUUGAGAAACCCUUUAAUGUUGUUUCACAUUGAAUUAAUUUUUAAUUAUUAGCAGGCCAUGUGUUUCGUAUUUACCUAAGGGGAGGACGUGUCAGCCAAUAGAUUCCUCCUGUGAAACCAAUUACCAAAAACAAAGGGGAUCAAAAAACACCCAUACUGUGGUUACGUAAUAUAUGGAAAAGCUCGUAGUAUAAACUCACUUUUCAAUUCUUGAAGACACAUUAAUAUUUACUGUUUUAUGUAUUAUGUGCUCUAUUUUAGGACCCUCAGAACUAGACCUCGGAUUUUGCAUAUAUGCAUACUUUUAUAGGAUAAAGAUUCCGAAAACACCAAAGUUCGUUUCAAUAAAAAUAUAGUUUAAAAAUAAUGGAAUAUUUUUUUUUUUGAAUAAAAUGCAUAUGCAUAAAAUAUGCAAAAUAUAAAAAAAACGCAACUAUUCAAGAUUGACCAUUUCAUAGCCAACCUAAUUUAGCCGAAGAAAAUUGUUUGUUCCUUUUUGUCAUUUCUGGGAUAUCUAAUUUUUUCCCAAAUUUAAGGAAACCCUAUUUAUAACGGGUGUUUUUUUAGAGGUAUAGAACUUUAAGUUGCAAUAAAACAACGAUGGAUUAUUCGAUUGACAUGAAUUUUUUUUAUUCGAAAGAUAAUCUUGUGGCAUUUUAUUUUAUAUAUGAUUUCUGGCAUAUGACCGCCACGGCUGGCUCGGAUGUAGUCCAAUCUGGACGUCCAAUUUUCGAUGACUUUUCCCAAAAUUUGCGGCCGUAUAUCGGCAAUAACACGGCAAUGUUGUCUUCCAAAUGGUCAAGCGUUUGUGGCUUAUCCGCAUAGACCAAUGAAUUCACAUAGCCCCACAGAAAGUAGUCUAGCGGUGUUAAAUCACAAGAUCUUGGAGGCAAAUUUACAGGUCCAGAACGUGAAAUUAGGCGGUCAACAAACGUGUCUUUCAAUAAAUCGAAAAAAAAUUGCACUAUUUGCAAGCGUUGUACAGGCGUGAGUCUAUUCAUGAUGAAUUGCCAAACCAAACUGAGAAUAUCGGAAUAAAUCGGUCGUUGAACAGUGAUGCCAACUUAAAGUUCUAUACCUCUAAAAAAACAACCUUUAUAUCAAACGAAUAGGCAAGAAGGCGGCCAAACUGCUCGUUUAAAUUGCUCGUCGUGUUUACUAAACGUUUCUUAGAAUACCAGAGGCAUGCAUUAAAAAUUUGAGCGUCCAGUUGUUUGCAUAUAUUUUUUGCAUAUAUUUUGAAUAUUUCCGAUAUGCAUUCUAAUUUAUAACAUUUGAAAAAUAUGACACCUACCUAUAAAUUUUGGUAAAAAUCGAACCAAAAAUGGACAAAUAUGCAAAAUUCGAGGUCUACUCAUAACUAACAUGAAAGGAAGCUAGCUUCGGCCAGCCGAAGUUUUUAUACUCUUGCAGAUCAUUAUUAAUAUACUAUUAACUUAAAAAACAUUAAAAAUAGAUUUUAGCUACUUUAGUAUAAUUUAGCCAUUAAUUUUUUUAUUCUUUCUAUGGCAGCUAUUUGAUAUAGCCGUCCAUAUUUUGUUAACUUAAAUUCCAAUUUUUUAAAUGUUAAAGAAAAGCUAUAUCCCAAAAAAGAACAGAAUGCAAUAUAUAACAACAAAAAUAUAAUUUUUUUCCUAUUAAUUUCCAUUUAAUUUUCCGACCGUUUCUAUGGCAGCUAUAUGAUAUAGUGAUCCAAUUUUUUUUUUAAAUUUAAUUCGAAAUUCAAAAAUAAUAAUAUUUCCAGGAGUUAAUUACAACGUAAUAUUUAAAAUAAAACACCGCAGAAGAAAGAAGAUUUUAGGGAAAGUUUCAUCCCGAUAGCGUAAAAACUGAGAGACUAGUUUACGUAGAAAUGGACAGACAGACGGACAUGGCUAGAU
This is a messenger RNA of Drosophila takahashii, 4520 nucleotides long. RefSeq names its product probable sodium/potassium/calcium exchanger CG1090. Gene Ontology annotation, cellular component: plasma membrane. The record is from RefSeq and is a predicted model, not a curated record. Gene Ontology annotation, biological process: intracellular calcium ion homeostasis; calcium ion transmembrane transport. NCBI's taxonomy places the organism in Eukaryota, Metazoa, Arthropoda, Insecta, Diptera, Drosophilidae. Gene Ontology annotation, molecular function: calcium, potassium:sodium antiporter activity; calcium channel activity.